Messenger RNA from Neolamprologus brichardi, 2901 nucleotides. Lineage: Eukaryota; Metazoa; Chordata; Actinopteri; Cichliformes; Cichlidae. The record is from RefSeq and is a predicted model, not a curated record.
AUGGCCAAGUUUCUCAACCCAGAGGAGAUGACCUCGCGAGACUACUACUUUGACUCCUAUGCCCACUUUGGCAUUCAUGAGGAAAUGUUGAAGGAUGAAGUGAGGACACUCACCUACAGGAACUCCAUGUACCACAACAAGCACAUCUUCAAGGAUAAAAUAGUGCUGGAUGUUGGAAGCGGGACUGGGAUCCUUUCUAUGUUUGCGGCCAAAGCAGGGGCAAAGCAUGUAUAUGGGAUUGAGUGUUCCAGUAUAUCGGAGUACUCCGAGAGGAUCAUCAAGUCCAACCACCUCGACAGCGUUAUCACCAUUUUCAAAGGCAAGGUUGAGGAAGUGGAGCUUCCUGUUGAAAAAGUUGACAUCAUCAUAUCUGAAUGGAUGGGCUACUGCCUCUUCUAUGAAUCCAUGCUCAACACUGUCAUCUUUGCCAGGGACAAGUGGCUGGUAAGACCCCAAAUGUUUACAUAUCCUGUGGCUUUUGCUGGCUCUAUAAACCAAAUAGAAACUUGGAGCAAAUACAACAAGAAAAGAUUAAUUCUAAAUAUGUUUAGGAUGUGAUAACAAAAUCAUUUUGUGACGCUAUAUUUACCAGGGUGGGAGAACGUGUAUGGCUUUGACAUGACGUGUAUCCGUAACGUGGCCAUGAAGGAACCCCUGGUGGACGUAGUAGACCCCAAACAGGUGGUGACCAACUCCUGCCUGGUCAAGGAAGUGGACAUCUACACAGUAAAACCUGAGGACCUGUCCUUCACAUCAUCUUUUUGCCUGCAGAUCCAGAGGAAUGACUACAUCCACGCACUGGUCACUUACUUUAACAUUGAAUUUACUAAGUGUCACAAGAAGACAGGUUUUUCCACAGCUCCAGAUGCUCCAUACACCCACUGGAAGCAGACAGUAUUUUACCUGGAGGACUAUUUAACAGUCCGAAGAGGAGAAGAGAUCGUUGGCUCAAUUGCUAUGAAGCCCAAUGAGAAAAAUGUUCGUGACUUAGACUUCACCUUUGAGCUGGAUUUCAAAGGGCAGCUGUGCGAAGCAGCCAUAUCCCACGACUACAAGAUGCGUUAAGUUUCACUGCGGGGACAUUGGUGCCCCGCUGAGUGCAACUCCUGAGCACCAGAGGGAGACAAAGACACUCUCAUGACCACAGACAGAUGCACAGCGGGACCCGAGACUCACAGAGGAGGAAAUUAGGUUUAGCUGGCACCACUGACAAUAUCAAUAUUGUUGCUACUUGUAUGAUGAAGGCAGGAUGUUGACUGUUAAGCAAUUCUGAAUGUAACAAAACGUGUUAAGAAACUGUUCUAGUCUCGAUGAAUGUUAAUUACUGACGUAAGUAUAUGUGAGAUGGAGUGACGUACUUGUGUGUUUUCUUCAGUAUUUGUUUUUCCACACUAACCCGGACCUUAUGGAGCGACAUUUGGCAUUUUUAAAAUACAGCAAUGAGUUACUCUAAUGUCCACAUUCUGUUACAGUAGAGGAUACAUUUAAUUUUUUAAAUGUCAUGUACUGUAGCAAAGGAUUACCAGUAAAAUGAUUUAUUUAUUGUUGUAUCAGUUUAGCAAUGAAGCGACUGAACACCACAGCCAGGACAAAGAAACGUGUAAUGUGAAAGGUAAUGUGUUUGCAUAGUCAGUGUAGUAGUGGUUUACAGUGCGUGUAAAAUAGAAGGUGUCAAAGUUCACGCUGUUAAACUGUUUGGACAUCCGGUGUGCUUUGUGUUGUCAGUUCGAGCUGUGAUGUUGACCUGCCAAUAACAUACUUUUCCCAUCCUAAAUGCCUUGACCAAGUGCCGAAGUGUACCGAGUUUUGUUCCACACUGCUGAGUUUAGCUUCUUACAGUGGUUUCAUAUGUAGACACAAGCCACUCUUAUUCUAUUGAUUUAAGAUUAAGCAGUUCUUCAAAUCUAGCCUCAAGCCGUUUAGUCUAUGCCUGAGCAUAAUUCACGUCAAGGAAUCAAAGGAAAGCCUGCGUAACUCAUACUGUUAAUAAUGCAGCUGGAUCCUACACAGACAACAAAGAAUUAUUACAAAGGGAGUCAAUAAAAUAUUGAUGACCUGCUUUAGUUAUAUCCCAAUAUCUUGGCUUCAACCAAACUGACGGAUACUGAAAAUGAGGUUUCUUCUAGCAAACGUACAGACCACAAGAUAUGGUUCUUUGGUUUUUAUCUCAGGCUCCCCCUUUUGAUUCACACUGGAUUCAGUGUACUGAUGGGGAUCUUUUCAUUUCCCUGUACUCUUACUACAGUCAUUGCCAAGGUGCCCAGUGAAGAAUUUAUUCAGUAAAGAUCUGCAGAUAUUUUACAUAUCUGAAACCUCGCAUUAGUGCUCCAGAUCGCCUCACGCGUCACAAGUCUUGACAUUGCCAAAUCCAGCCUCCAUUCUUAAAACACACAGAUGCCCUUGCUACCACAUUCUAAGCAAAAUGUACAAUGUGUGCAUAUGUUGGUAGUGAAUGAAGAUCAUCAUAAUAAACUCAUUUUUACCAACUAAAAGAAAGCGCAGCAUCAAGCUGCAGCGUUGCCCUGUGAGAGCACACGGUUUGAUAAUUGCUUUGAUCGCGUGCAUUUUAUACAGGAUCAUCGUGUGUACAGGAUCAAAGCUAUUGGCACAAAUAAGCAAUAUCACGAGUCAUUUAUGCUUACAGUUAAUUCAAAUUAAAGGUUAUUUAUCUAUAACAAUACCUGCAUCGAAAGAGCACCUUUAGAUUCAGAAAGAAAACAUAUUCAGACAAACAUCCGACUUAUUAAACGCAAACAUGGCGACGGAAUAAGUUAUAAAAAAUCGAUUAAAUCAGCAUGCUGAUUGCACAUGUAUUACUUUUUUAUUGUUGAAUAUAUUGUUUCACAUAUUGUCAUGUACUGUAAGUUUGAAAACUCAAUAAACUGCAAUGUCCAAACAUAU